Messenger RNA from Saccostrea echinata, 1799 nucleotides. RefSeq names its product heat shock 70 kDa protein 12B-like. Gene Ontology annotation, molecular function: ATP binding; ATP-dependent protein folding chaperone. The transcript is spliced from 4 exons. Bases 21 to 1799 code for a protein of 592 amino acids. The record is from RefSeq and is a predicted model, not a curated record. NCBI's taxonomy places the organism in Eukaryota, Metazoa, Mollusca, Bivalvia, Ostreida, Ostreidae.
UAACAACUUGCCGUUGAAACAUGGCUGGGGGAGCGAGUUCGCUUGACGGUAAGCUACUAGUAGUCGCUUUAGAUUUUGGAACUGCGUACAGUGGAUAUGCUUUUUCCUUUCGGAGUGAUUAUCGACUGGAUCCACUAAAAAUCGAAAUCAACCACUGGACGGGAGAGGGUGCCCAGACAAUGUCGCCAAAGGCCCCGUCAUCGGUUCUCCUGAAUCCAGACAAGACCUUCCAUUCCUUUGGUUAUAAAGCAGAAGAGGAGUACGCCAGUCUGGUAGAGAAUGAAGAACAUCAGGACUGGUAUUUCUUUACGAAUAUCAAAAUGAGGCUACUCUACAAAGAAAAAGUGUCUCGAUCAGACAGUAUUGAGGAUGAAUGUGGAAAGUCAGUGCAAGGAUUGGCGAUUCUCAGUAUGCUCAUUCGUUAUCUAAAGGAUGAUCUCUACGGGCGACUAAAUAUGAGGGGUAUAAAUGUCAGGGAUCAGGAUAUUUUAUGGGUGCUGACGGUUCCCGCCAUUUGGUCAGAUGCCGCUAAACAGUUCACAAGGGAAGCUGCAGAACAGGCAGGGAUAAAGGCUGUUGAUAUGAUAUUUGUGUAUGAACCGGAAGCAGCAGCCCUCUAUUGUCGAUUACAGAAACUGCAUAUGAUAAAUGAUACAACAGACAGUCCAGAUUCAGAUAGUAAGACUACCCUUACAGAACGAAAAAUCUUGGUGUUUGAUAUGGGAGGUGGUACAACCGAUAUCAGCGUGAUGGACAUAAAGAGUGACAAAGAGAUUCACAUUGUUGAACAAGCUAGCGGGGGUCCCUUUGGAGGAACCGCCAUCAAUGAACGAUUUAGCAAUUGGAUGAGUGAAAUAUUUGGAGAAGAGAAUAUGAAAGCAUUUAAAAAAAACAAAAGAUCAGAUUACAUGCAAUUAAUUAGAGACUUUGAACAAAAGAAGCGACCUAUUGACCCGAAGGAAGACAAACCGUUAUGCUUACAAAUUCCACCAUCUCUUAAAAAACUUGCAGAAAAAACAUGGGAUUGCAAUCUGGAAGAUCACUUCAAAAAUCUUGAAAGUUUUCCAGAUGUUCAGGUUAAAAAAAGGGGGAAGCUAUUCUUAUCUUCUUCGUUUUUAUUGGAAAAUUUCGUUUUACCUAUUGCUAACAACGUCUUAGCAGAAAUGGAGCGGAUUCUCGCAAAGCAUGGUGAUAUCAAUUGUGUAAUAACUGUGGGAGGAAUAGCUCAGUCUGCUGCCAUGACUACAGAAAUCCGAAAAUAUGCUAAAAAUAUACCUGUCUAUGUUCCUUUCGAUUCAUCAGUUGCCGUUCUUAACGGAGCAGUGCUCUAUGGACAUGAAAACAAUGUGAUAAAAGCACGUGUCUGUAGGUAUUCUUACGGAAUCCAAACCAUGAGACCUUUUACUGAAGAAAAAGAUGAUGAGAGUAAGAAGGUCAUACAAGAAGGCGAAAUCUGGUGUAAACACUGCUUUAGAUCACUCUACAAUGCAGGUGAUAUGAUCAAACUCGGUGAUGUUCGUCCAUAUGAACUGGAGGAAUCUUUUCAUGAUGAAGACAGGAAAAAUAAGCGAUUCCAGCCGAUUCGGUGUGUUCUUUUCCGAUCUGAAAAGAAACAUCCGAGAUACGUAACUGAGGAAGGGUGUUUUGAGACGGGAAGAAUAGAAAUUGAACCUCCAGAAGAGGGUUUUCCUAUUCAUUACGAAUGUAUUGUUGAACUAGAGUUUGCUGGCACAGAAAUAAUUGCUCGCCUGAAAGAUAGUGAAAGAAUUAAAACCAUUCGGCUUGACUUUUUAAGCUAA